AUGAAUAUAAAAGUCGACUAUUUUUCCAAUUUUUUGAGUCCGACUUCGUUUUAUAAUGUUGUAAGCAGUUAUAUCCCUAAACAGCUUCUGAAAGAUUUCGAUAAGAAAAAAAUUGUCGGUAAAAUCGGGUACAUUUUAAACGAUGGAGCAGAUGAGGUUCAGGAGAUACUCGAUAACUCGAAUAAUCAACUCAGAAUGUACGGAUCAGCUGCGGAGCUUGCGUUGUACCUCAAAAUUUAUCGAAACUUUCCGAUGAGUUAUAAGUUUUUCGGAACUCAUUCAUUCGAGCCAUAUCGAACGCGUUGUGAAGUAUGGAAAAGUAUAAAAAACGAAGAGUUCAUCAGUAAACACGAUCUUCGAGUAUGGAUGGAAUCAGAAGUUUGUUUCGUAUGGAAAGACACUGACAUGAAAGUAGCAUACGGAUUCACCUCGAUCUUCUUCAAAACAUGCGAUGCUCAACUUGAUGGUUGCUAUGAAUUUGUGAAAUACAAUCCGGAAUUUUACAGUCAAUUUUGUCAAAAACUCGAUCAGACAAUGAAAGACAUUUCAAUAACUAUAAAAUCCGAACGUUCUAAACUUGAAAAGUACUAUUUACCGUCUUCGAAAUCUGAUAAUUCUGAAAUUAUAUCAAUUUGGGAAUCUUUGAUUCCGAAUUGUAAUAAGAAACAGAAAGAAGAUCUUCAUGUGACUGUUUCUCUUCUUUAUAAGAUGUUUCCAAUCAGAACUCAUCCCUCACUUCAUGCUGAGCUAACCUAUACUUGCUCGACUUUGUUUGAAAUGAUCAGAGAAUUUAUGACAGCACGACCCGAAAUGUUUCUUCCUUACACUCCAACUAACAUCAAAAACGCUCCAGUUGUAAUUCGAGUUUUCCAAGCUGAAUCGCAUGAAUUUGUUAUGAAAUGUGAAUUAUUUGAAGCAAUUCGAAGCAAAAAUCCACCUGGUGAAAAUAUUGAUUUUGUCGAUGAAAAUGGAAGAUACGCUGUAAUGGAACUCGCUGAUGUAUACAAAGAGUAUGGCGAUCAGAUUAGUAAUAUUAAUUUGAUUCCCACUCCGGUUCGAAGAGCAGAAUUCAAAGCUGUUCCAAUUAUCACAUCGAAAGGAGAUUACUGUAUUCUGGCAAUUGAUGCAUUCUCAGAAAUAUUCAAUCAGUUGUUUUUUGUCGAAAAAGUUUUCCAAAAGAUUAAGAACGAUGAUUGGAAUUAUCUUUGUGAUUAUAUGAGAAAAGUUGAAAAGUUUUUCAAAUCUGACGAAAGAUUCUUUGUCACUAUCGAGUCGCUUAACAAGUUGAAAGAAGAAACCACCGAGUUCUGGAAGAAGUAUGAAAAAGUUCCCGUGAAAUAUGUUCGGAAUGCUAAAAAGGAUGGAUUCACAAUGGAGAAUCUGAAGAACGAAUUGAAAAAUUUGGGUUUGAAUAGAAUUUUUCCCGAAAUUGAGCUGCAUGCAGAUAGAGUUUACUUGUCGACGAUAAUCAAUAAGAAAGAUACAUUUCUAAGGACUUGUGAUUUGUUUUUUGCGAUUUCACGUUGUCUGUUGAUAUGCGUUCAUGGACAUUUUGAUAGUACAAGAGCUCUAUUUGUAGCUCAAAAAAUUAUGGAUAAAGAGCGAAUGAGUCAAUUAGACUACAGAAAUUGUCCAGAGUUACGUGAUAAACUGAAAGACGUUAACAAUAUAAACCCGAAAAAAGUGGGGAAGGAAGAGGGUGUUAAUGAGAAAUCAUCUUGUGAAGAUUGCGUUCACAAGAAUAAAUUAUAUGAUCAAGUGAAAAAGGAACUGAAAUCUACACAGCAUACACUCAGAACUGCAGUGAAAAAAGCAAAGAAAACGGAUGAGUUGGAGAAGAAAUUAGCGAGUUGUCAACGGAAAAUUGAGGGAUUUGAGAAUAAAUUGGAAAAGGAAAGAGAUGAGAAAAAGACGGUUCAAGAGAGUUUAGAGAAGCAGAUAGAGGAGAUAAAUGAAGAGAUGAGACUUAUGAAAGAACAAGUGUCGAUGUCAUCUGCCCAACUUGAAGCGAAGAAAUUGGAAGUUUCGCAGAAAAAUGAGGAAAUUAAUAAAGCUAAUAAAAUACUCACCGAUACUCGCAAGAAGCUGACAUCGAAAACUUCAAAAUUGGGGGAUGAGGUCAAAAGAAAAGAGAAUCAGCUGGAAUCGGUGAGAAGAGAAGUAUCAAAUCUUCAGAAAACAAUUGAUGAAAAAAACGAAAAAGAGAAGAGUGAAAUUUCAGAGAAAGAUGAGAUUAUCAAAAGACUUGAAGAAACUAACAGACGAUUGACAAUUCGUGUCGAGGAGCAAGAUAGAAUAGUGAAGAGUCUUCUGGAAAAAAUUUCAGAUUCUAAACCAUCGGAAUCUGGAAUUCCAGACGACAAAAGACACGGUGGACCUAGAUAUCAACUUUCGGAAUUAUGGAAAAUUAAAGAUCAAUAUAAUAGUGGAGAACCAUUGAAACAUGCUAACAAUAUGAUUCAAAAAUUAAUUUCGCUAUCGAAUCGCCCUGAUAUCAACGAAAUGGCGAAUUAUGAAUACCAACAAUUUGAAGGAAAAAUUCGAAAUUAUCUUCUAUCGGUGGAGGUGAAUAUUCAGAAAAUAAAUAAGAAUCGAGAAUGUUCUGAAUUGAUUCCGCUCUCUGAUCUACCAGCAUUUUCUGAUCGAUUCAUGACAGAGUAUUGGAAAGAAAUCGAUAAGAAAUCGGAGCCAAUUGAAGAAUCAGAUGUUGAAUGUGGAAUUUGUUUUUUCGAAAUGAAAUCAGAAGAAGAGAAAUUGGAUUGUGCACAGUGUAAGAAGGUUCUUCAUUUGAAGUGUGCGACAAAAUGGCUGGCUGUCCACCGAUCUUGUCCGUAUUGUCGAGCGAAACUUCUGGAUCCUAUCGAAUUCCCGUCGCUCAACUAA
This is a messenger RNA of Caenorhabditis remanei, 2883 nucleotides long. RefSeq lists its product as uncharacterized. Lineage: Eukaryota; Metazoa; Nematoda; Chromadorea; Rhabditida; Rhabditidae. The record is from RefSeq and is a predicted model, not a curated record. Gene Ontology annotation, cellular component: membrane raft. Gene Ontology annotation, biological process: innate immune response. The coding region runs from base 1 to 2883 and encodes 960 amino acids. The transcript has 15 exons.